GGCCCCCCUGCCAGAUUGGACCGGGUACGUUCCAGCACCGAGGGAAUCAGCAUGUGCUCUAACAUGUGCCAUCAUGUAUGACUCACGAGUUACAUUGCACUUAGUUUCGUCAUUGCUUACUGAUACAGUCAGCCUGCAAGGAGUGUAUUAUUACCCACAAAGAUUAAAUAUAACUCCAUGUCAUGAUAUACUGAAUAUUAGCCAUAAUCAAACCUGAAAUGGGUUAUCAUUUAUUAGAAACAGAUCAUUACUCUACGUAGUUGGAGCUACAAUAUCAUUAUUUGGCUUUUUUCAAUUUUAAAUGUAAUUAUGAAGACAGCUAUCAAGCAUUACAAAAUAGGUGCCUUUUCCAUUUUGAAAUGUGUGGUUUUUUUUUUUUUUUUAAAUGAGUAAAAUGUUACAACAGCCUUUUAAACAAUAACAUGGCUGAUGGCAUAUACUUCAUUUAGCCAUAGCCUUGUGCUUAAGGUCAUGACACUGUAAGGUGUUUAUUAGAAAGAAUUAAUGCUGAUAUUUCUAUAAAUAUCUAAUUUUCAUCCAUCAUCUGUUCACUGUUACAGUAAUAAUAAUAAUAAUAAUAAUAAUAAUAAAAACAGUCCAUCCUGAAAGGGUAAUGUAUUUUUUUUUUUUCCUAGAUUUUUUUAAAGCGGAGUUAUGGUAAAAACGCUGACAUAUCUCCUAGAGACAUAACUUCCAGUCUUUUUAAUAAACUAUGUGCACGAAAUGUGCAUAUUUGCUAAUACAGCAAGUUGGAAUCACAUGGAUGGAGAUUGGCCAAAAGGGAAUCCUCAUGGAAAAGGGCAGGCAGGAAGGAAGGAGUGAGUGAAUAAAUAAAUAAAUAAAUAAAUAAAUAAAUAAAUAAAUAAACAAACUCAUUGAGUAUAUACACAUCCAUAUACAAUAACUAUUAAAUAGAAUAUAAUAACAUAUUUUGUAAAAUGCUAUAAAUAUAAACAUAUAUCACUAAUAAUAAUACUACAAAGACAAUAAUGUUAUAAUCUGGCAUCCUGUUUUAUUCAGUGGUGGGCUAUUAAUCACGUGAGCAGCUUUCAUAGUCAAACGGUUGGCAUGAGUAAUGGGAAGUAUUCAGAUUCAGUUCUCUCUAAUUGUAAGUAAGCGUUGCACAUGCAUGUGUACAGUGAGAGUGGAGAAGCGCACUGUCAGUCAAGCGCGCUGUGUGGGGCGGUCUCUGCUCAGAGAUGUCUGAAUAUGUCAAGAAUCACUUCAGCUGCCGCAACCUUUUAAACAGCACUCCAUCUCCUCCAGUGACGCUACGAGGGAAGAGUUUCAUAUAUGCUGUUUAGCUUCAUAAGAUUAUGAGGGAUUCCUUUGCGAUUGCCGUGCGCAACGAGCCUACAGUGCAUUGGAGUGAAGGAAGAACAGCUGGAGCGCUGUCCAGCGUCCUGAAGUCAAGAAGCCAGAAGUGCUGAAGAGAGCACAGGCAUUCACAGAGGACUGUAUGUCUAUGCCGAUCAAGUCUUGAGAUGACUCGGAAAAGGCUGCGUUCUGUGGCUGUCUGGGGAUUCAUUGUGUGGGAAAUAGGAAUUCUGUUGAGUUUGGUAGCAUCAAAAGAACAAGAAAGCCCUCGAGGAAGAGCAGCAUCCAUGUCACCCUCAGUCUUCCUUGACAACCUCAUGGGAAGAAACUCAGGUUAUGAUGCCAGAAUUAGGCCCAACUUUAAAGGUCCGCCUGUGAAUGUAUCAUGCAACAUAUUCAUUAACAGUUUUGGCUCCAUUGCAGAGACAACUAUGGAUUACAGAGUGAAUAUAUUCCUCCGGCAGCAGUGGAACGACCCUCGGUUAGCUUACAGCGAGUACCCAGAUGACUCCCUGGACCUGGAUCCCUCUAUGUUAGACUCCAUUUGGAAGCCUGAUCUGUUCUUUGCCAACGAGAAGGGAGCGCACUUCCACGAGGUCACCACUGACAACAAGCUUUUGAGAAUAUUCAAAAAUGGAAAUGUCCUCUAUUCAAUCAGAUUGACACUGACGCUGUCUUGUCCAAUGGAUCUGAAGAAUUUCCCCAUGGAUGUUCAGACGUGCAUAAUGCAGCUGGAGAGUUUUGGCUACACAAUGAAUGACCUGAUCUUUGAGUGGCAAGAGAAGGGACCUGUGCAGGUGGCCGACGGACUGACCCUCCCACAGUUCAUCCUCAAGGAAGAGUCUGAUUUAAGAUACUGCACCAAACACUACAACACAGGCAAGUUCACAUGCAUUGAGGUACGUUUUCACCUGGAAAGACAGAUGGGCUACUACCUGAUCCAAAUGUACAUUCCCAGCCUGCUCAUCGUCAUCCUCUCCUGGGUCUCCUUCUGGAUCAAUAUGGAUGCCGCUCCUGCCCGUGUCGCCCUGGGAAUCACCACGGUGCUCACGAUGACAACUCAGAGCUCUGGAUCCAGGACAUCCUUACCUAAGGUGUCCUAUGUGAAAGCUAUUGACAUCUGGAUGGCUGUCUGCUUGCUGUUUGUCUUUUCUGCCCUGUUGGAGUAUGCUGCAGUCAACUUUGUUUCACGGCAACACAAGGAACUCUUACGAUUCCGACGGAGAAGGAAGAAGUCUGGCAAGACUUGCGAUCAAACAUUUGAUGAGGAGCUUACCGAGUCAUUGCGUCAUAUCAAUGGCCUACGCAGUGCCGAGCCUGUUUACGGAUCAAUGGGGCAACUCGACGAAUCCGAUGACAGGGAGGAGGAUGUACGGGAGAGCCGGUUGAGCUUCACGCCCAACGCAGGGAAAGACGGAGCCGUGCCCAAAGCCGCUAACAAUGCGGCCACAACACCCUCUGAGCCAGCCCUUGCUGCCAGCAAGAGUCAUGAGGAGAUGAGAAAACUCUUCAUCGACCGAGCCAAGAAGAUCGACACUGUGUCCCGUGCCGGAUUCCCACUGGCCUUCCUGUUUUUCAAUAUUUUCUAUUGGGUUCUGUACAAAAUCCUACGCCACGAGGAUGUGCACAAGCCAUAGAUGGAACGUGGCGUGUUGUACCUUGGGAAAUACUGUAGUAACACAGCAAAGCUGCAUCAAUGAACUCUGAUGUUAUUACUCCCGUUCCUGCCAUGAUCUAUGCUAAACUCUGAAAAUGACUAUGAAAAACUGUGAUGUCAAGGACCAGUGGUUACUUUCAAUAGUUUGUUUGUGUUGUGCACCCAUACAAGGACACUGCGCUCACUAUGCAAUGGAUAGGCAUCUGUAGGGCCUCUGACACACCUGUCCUUUAACAAAUAAUAAAAGUGGUCAGAACUUCCACACACCUGUUUAACACAGGAGCACAGUCCGACACCGAUUACAGACAGAUUGCAUUGAUUAAAGACAGAUGUGUGUGUGUCUUGCACUGGUUUUGUCUUACAGUUUUACUGCCAAUGUUCUGUGUUGUAUUUUUGAUAUACAGCUAUUGAAAAAUGGCAAGUAUGUAUCAGAGUACAAGAGCAGAACUGUACAGCAUAUUAUACAAAUUUCCAAACACAAUACAAUCUUGCUUAUUUUAUAAGGAAGUGUUGAAUAGUUUUAUUAGCAUUUGGUCAGCGUAUUGUACCCUCAAUCAUUUUGUCCCGACCUGAUUGUUGACCAGCUCUAGAAACCAGCAUCCAGGCCAAAAACAUUCUGAACUAAAUCUCAAGAAUGACCCUGAACCACCAGCAGAGAAGACUGUUCUGUUUACAGCUAUGGACACCUUAACACUAACUGCUUCAAGAAAGCACAUUUUCAAAACUUUAAUGGUUAGUGUACUGUCAGUAACCACAGCCAAAUUGAAACCAUUCUACAAGUCCAACUGAAGUUUUUCUCAAACAAAAGCAUUAUUGUUCAAAAACCAUUGCAAGUCACUUCAAGCUAAUGAUGCCACUGCAAAAUAAUGUGACUGGAAGUGUCAGACAUGUGUUGCAAAUUUAUGAAUGGAGAAAAGAGGUGGGCUGGUUAGGACAAUGACAGAGUCUCAGCCAGUUUGUUUUCUGAGAGUUGUCUUAUCAAAUAGUAAUGAAAAAAUGUAAAUGACUCAAUGAGGUAUUUGAAAAUGUCUCUUAAAGGUUAGUUCACCCAAAAAUGAAAAUUCUGUCAUUAAUUACUCAUGUCGUUCCACACCCAUAAGACCUUUGUUCAUCUUCGGGAACACAAAUUAAGAUAUUUUUGAUGAAAUCCGAGAGGUAUAUGACUCAUCCAUAGACAGUGUUGCGGAAAAUUACUUUUAAAAGUAAUGCAUUACAAUAUUGCGUUACUCCAUAAAAGUAACUAAUUGCAUUACUUAGUUACUUUUUAUGAAAAGUAAUGUGUUACAUUACUUUUGCGUUACUUUUUCUCACCUGGGCUGGGCUGUUUGUUUUUUAAUAACAACAAAAAAAUGUCUAUUUUUGGCGAAUGUUAAGGCCCUUUCACACCAAAAGUGAAAUGAAUAAGCCUCAGGCUUAAGGAAAUGUAUAUUUACGCCUGUACAGUAGAGGGCGCGGCUCAAACAAACAAGCCUUUCAGCUGUGCUGCCAUUUUGGAUUAAAGAAGAAUAGGAUACAGGAGAAGGAAGUUCAACACUCUUAUUUCUAAAUCUAAUCUAUUAGUAUGCUUAUUAGUAUGGUUGAAAUAGAUCAUUGAAAGUCAGCAGCAAAUACAUUGUUUAAAAAAGUGAGAUUAAAUACAUAAAGAAUAUAGUUAAUAUAGUUAAUUAUUACAGGUUUGCAUAAAAUUCAAGAUUGCCUUUCACUGUUUUUAUUAAUUUUGAGGAAUACUGAAUGUUUUCGUGCAAGUGAGAUGAGUAAAUGCUAGUUCACAUUUAGUCUAGACCUACAAUAACCAUCAUGUUUACACAGCACACACAACACCUCUGCACUUUAUUUCUCUCAACAUGGGGACAGGAGAGCUGUCAGUCAGUAAAUGUGAAAAAGUAUCUUGCGUUACUUAUUUGAAAAAGUAACUUAGAUAUUUUGUUGUAAAUUGAAAAAGUAAUGCGUUACUUUACUAGUAACUUGAAAAAGUAAUCUGAUUACAUAACUCAAGUUACUUGUAAUGGAUUACCCCCAACACUGUCCAUAGACAGCAAUUUAACUACCACUUUCAAGGUCCAGAAAGGUACAUCCAGAAAGACAUCGUUAAAAAAGUCAGCUUGACUGCAGUGUUUCAACCUUAAUUUUAUGAAGCAAUAAGAAUACUUUUUGUGCACAAAAACAAAACAAACAUAACGACUUUGUUCAACAAUAUCUUCUCUUCUGUCAUUCUCGUACACUGUUUACGUUCAGCACUUCCAGGUACAAGGUCAGAACGUCGGCUCAGUAUUGGCCGGCUUCUGCGUCAGAAUCACACACGUGUCCUGUUGCUCACGUGUACAGCGUCAGCCAAUACUGAGCCGCCGUUCUGACGUAGAACCUGGAAGCGCUGAAUGUAAACAGCCUACGAGAAUUAAGGUUGAACCACUGCAGUCACGUCGACUUUUUUAACAAUGUCUUUAGUACCUUUCUGGACCUUGUAAGUGGUGGUUAAAUUGCUGUCUAUGGAGGAAUCAUAUACCUCUCGGAUUUCAUCAAAAAUAUUUGUGUUCCGAAGAUGAAGGAAGGGUUUGGAACAACUUGAGGGUGAGUAAUAAAUUACAGAAUUUUCAUUUUUUGGGUGAACUAACCCUUUAAUUAAUAAAAUAAUUUGAGUGGUUUUAAACUAAUCUAACCACAUGAAUGGUGAUUAUAUGGCAAUGAAUUUUGAAUAGGAGCUAUUCAAUUCUACUAAAAGAGAGAACCAUAUUUAAUUCUGCCUCUAAGAAUAUUUUAAUUAUUCAUAGGGUACUGCAAAUGUAUUUAAAAACAAUGAAACAAUGUUUAAUAGUAUUAUCAAUAUUUAUUUUGUUGCACUGAAAUUCUGAAUUAUCUGUUAUGUGUUCUAUAAAUACUGUUCAAAACAGUUAAAAUACUGGGACCAGACUUUAUAAAACCUUUUGUUUUAUUUUGUUUUGUUUUGUCGUGAUGAUGAUGAUGGAACCCUUGUCUGGGAGAAAUGUAUUUCCUUUUCUUUGAAAAUAAAAGUAAUCUGCUGGAAAACUGUGCCAUACAAAUGAUCAAAGCAUAUCUAGUCUCACACAUUCCUAAGAGUAAAUAGAGCAGUGAAGUUGUGUUUUGAACACCAUCUGACAUCAGCAUUAAAUGGCACACACAUUCAUCAUGAAAUGGAUAAAGGAAGUGCAUAGACAUUUACAGUAUAAUGCAAGAGAUGUUGUAAUUUAUUUUGUACAAAUUAAUGUAUUAAAUGUUAUGCAUGAACUCAA
Messenger RNA from Ctenopharyngodon idella (grass carp), 6222 nucleotides. It is a transcript of the gene glra3, whose product is annotated as glycine receptor, alpha 3. The record is from RefSeq and is a predicted model, not a curated record. The transcript is spliced from 10 exons. Gene Ontology annotation, molecular function: glycine binding; chloride channel activity; transmembrane signaling receptor activity. Gene Ontology annotation, biological process: signal transduction; regulation of membrane potential; nervous system process. The coding region runs from base 1485 to 2954 and encodes 489 amino acids. Lineage: Eukaryota; Metazoa; Chordata; Actinopteri; Cypriniformes; Xenocyprididae. Gene Ontology annotation, cellular component: plasma membrane; synapse; neuron projection.